UUUAUAAAGCAGAUAAACAGUGUAGUAUGGGAAAUGUAUUAGUUAUGCCAGUAUAUCAUUGUUAAGCCGGAUACAAAUUCCAGCUUUGAGCUAUUUUUAAAUGCAGAAUCGUGGCAUCUUAUCUCUGAAUUUUGCACCUUAUCCACAAAACACGAUGAGAAAAAUGGUACAAUUCCCAAAUCUUCCUCUUGACAAAAUUUUAAGGAUUUCUGUAAUACCCUCAUUUGUUCGGAAAGUAUGUGAUGUUGUUUUAAAUUUAUGUGUGAGAAUAAUUAUCUUAAGAUCUGCAUUUUAGGCUACAGGUUAAAAAUGCCACACAAGAAGCAACCAUCAAACAUCAAGCGGCCCAGAUUCAAGAUCUUGAGAACAACAUGAUAAAGACAAGUUUGUUGCAAGAGGCAAAGGAUCGAGAGGCAAAGGACAUAAGAUAUGCGGAGAAGACGCUAGAAGUGCAAAAUGCCAGGGCAGAAGAAACCAUCAAACAACAAGCGGCCCAAAUUCACAAUCUUCCGAGCAACUUGUUAAAGACAAGUUUGGCUGAUGUCCUUACAACAGAACUGGAAACUACAUCUUCAAAAUAUCUACACCUGGAUGCAAAAAAUCAAGUUCUUCAAGAGUCAUUAUCAAUGAGAGCUUUCAAAGAAGAAUGUGAAAAACUAGAGAGCAACAACAAGAAGUUACAGCAAGAAGUAGUAAAAUUGAAACAAUUUAUGGAAAUGAAUAUGGUACAACGCAGUCAAGUGGAGCAGUAUAAACAGGAGAUUGAAGAAAGAGCACGACUGGACAUAGUAGAAAAAUUACACGAAGUCAACCUGUUUUUACAGGCACAAGCAGCAGCUCGACAAAACUUGGACCAGUUAAGAGAAAAUGACCAUGCUUCAAUGAGAAAUCAAAUGGAACUUAGAAUUAAAGAUCUGGAAUCUCAGGUCUCUACAAUGAAGACUUCUCAAGAUUCUACUAAAACAGAGUUGGAAACCUACAGGCAACUCUACCUAGAAGAAUUAAAACUUAUAAAGUCCUUGAGAAAUAAGCUGAACAGGGCUAAGGAGAGACUGUCAGAGAGCAAUACAAAUUUUCUUGUGGAGAGACAGCAGCACCAAACUUUACUCAGGACCCUUACUAUGAGCCCAGGCCUGGAACCACCUUAUUGUGGACAUUUUGAAAAUAAUUUAGUGCUCAAUGGAAACCUUACUCCAAGAGGAAACUUAGUGAUUCCUACCUUAAACCCACGGCCGUCAUAUGACGACAGGGAGGCUUCCUUGUGGAAGAUGCGGCAGGAGUUGGAGGAAAGAAUAACCAGAGCACUAGAAGAAGAUGCUACCAAAUUUGAAUGAGGAUCCUGUAGAAAUCCUUUAGUAUCUACUGAUGAUUCAAUUCUAAAUCAAGAUCCAGUAUGGAAAGCGUCACGAGAAUAUGUACAGAUUUUGAACAAAAAUUAUAUGAUUUGAAUAAUAAAUAGAAAAAAUUUACUGGAUGCUUACCAAACAUUUUCAUUGUUUCCCAAUUGAACACACUAUAUGGCAAAGUCUUGAUUAAAGGAAAAUGUUUUUGUAUCAUA
This is a messenger RNA of Prionailurus viverrinus (fishing cat), 1558 nucleotides long. Its product is annotated as ankyrin repeat domain-containing protein 26-like. The record is from RefSeq and is a predicted model, not a curated record. NCBI's taxonomy places the organism in Eukaryota, Metazoa, Chordata, Mammalia, Carnivora, Felidae. The coding region runs from base 372 to 1334 and encodes 320 amino acids. The transcript has 8 exons.